AUGCUUCGCUGCUACGGACCAAGCGCGGGACUCAAGGCGGGAAUUGAAAUGAAGCCCCUUGAUGUGGGUAGUGGACAAUGGUUCAUUCAAAAUGGUGCCAACUCUGGUGUUGGUAGGGCGGCAAUUCAAUUCGGAAAGCUUUGGGGCUUGAGGAGCAUCAACGUCAUCCGUGAUAGAGAAUCCACCGAAGAGACUGAGUCUCUGAAGCAAGAGCUUUACAAAUUAGGUGCGGAUGUCGUCGUUUCAGAAUCCAAAUUUCUGUCGCGCGAAUGGAAAGACCAGCUCGCCGAAAUCACCCGCAAUGGGCGCGACAGCAUCGGCCUCGCUCUGAACUGCGUGGGUGGGAAAUCCGCCACGACACUCGCAAGGGCUCUGGGCGAUGGUGGUACCUUGGUCUCGUAUGGUGGAAUGUCCAGGCAGCCAAUUGCCCUUCCCGUUGGGCUGCUGAUCUUCAAGGAUAUUCGCUUCGUUGGAUUCUGGCUCUCCAAUUGGAAUGAGCGCGACGCAGUAGGCAAGAAGCACAUGGUGAAUGAUAUUCUCGACAUGAUACGCCAGGGCAAAUUUUCCGACAUUCCCAUUGAAGAAGUCCCGUGGAACUGGGAGACCGAGGAGAAGCAGCUUCAGGAGGCUGUGCAGAGCGGACUCACGGGCUUCAGAUCCGGGAAAGGUGUGUUCCUAUUUGGUGAGACCUGA
Cordyceps fumosorosea ARSEF 2679 is the source of this 693-nucleotide messenger RNA. Its product is annotated as Alcohol dehydrogenase superfamily, zinc-containing. Gene Ontology annotation, biological process: fatty acid metabolic process. Gene Ontology annotation, molecular function: trans-2-enoyl-CoA reductase (NADPH) activity. Gene Ontology annotation, cellular component: mitochondrion. The transcript has a single exon. The coding region runs from base 1 to 693 and encodes 230 amino acids. The record is from RefSeq and is a predicted model, not a curated record. NCBI's taxonomy places the organism in Eukaryota, Fungi, Ascomycota, Sordariomycetes, Hypocreales, Cordycipitaceae.